AUUGCAACGAGCGACUCCAAAGGGCUAUCAGCACGGCUUUUUGGACGAUCCAAUUCGAUUCGAUAGCCUCAAACUGCUCCGAAGUCCACCGACCUGUUCACCACGCAGAGCAGCUGUUCCCGUGCAGCCUACAGACGAAAACGAAACCAAACGGGUUGCUCCCGCCCACUUCCCUCCCUCAAUUGAGACGACUUCAACACAUUCACAGCAGCCAUGGCGGGAGGUCUCACCAAGUACAGGCAUCUGAGCCGCAACUCGUCGGCACGACAGGCCCUGCUUCGCGGCCUCGUCACCUCCCUCGUCGCUCACGAGCACAUUCACACCACCUUUGCUAAGGCCAAGGAGGCUCAGCGCCUCGCUGAGAAGCUCAUCACCUACGCGAAGCGCGACAACGAGGAGACGAGGCGGAAAGCUCAGGCGAUUCUCUACACACCCCACGACCUCCUCCCCAAGCUCUUCGGCGAGCUCCGCACACGCUACUCCGAGCGACCGGGAGGCUACACGCGCGUGCUGCGCACCGAGCCCCGAAGCACCUACGACCAGGCGCCCUCCGCGAUCCUCGAGCUCGUCGACGGGCCCCGCGACGUGCGCUUCAUGAUGACGGCCAAGGCCGUCGCCCACGACAAGGACUCCGGCCACCGCAGCACCGACCUGACCAAGAAGAACGUCGCCAAGGUGACGAGGUACCGCAAGGACGGCAAGACGGCGUUCGACGACAUGGUGGCCAGCUUCAGGCUGCUCACGGCCCGGUCGGAUGCCAAGGCGGCGAAGAAGGAGGAGUUGUUGGAGGGAGCCAAGGUUAAGGCUAAGAAGGUGAAGGCCGCCAAGAAGGCGUAAAGCCGAGUCGAGGCUUUUGUUUUGAUGCGAUCUCAGUCGAUAUAGGAGAUCUGUCGUCUGCCGGAUAGGGGCAAAAACUUUGCUCAAAGCAGAGAGAACGAUGUGGCGUGAGAAGAAAAUGUAACUGAUAGGAAUGGUGUAUUAUCAAGAGGGAAAUACCUGGCCAGUCUAUAGAUUACUGUCGUGUAGGGUAUACAUGUAUACUACGGAA
Colletotrichum scovillei is the source of this 1048-nucleotide messenger RNA. Its product is annotated as ribosomal protein L17. The transcript has 2 exons. Bases 214 to 837 code for a protein of 207 amino acids. NCBI's taxonomy places the organism in Eukaryota, Fungi, Ascomycota, Sordariomycetes, Glomerellales, Glomerellaceae. The record is from RefSeq and is a predicted model, not a curated record. Gene Ontology annotation, molecular function: structural constituent of ribosome. Gene Ontology annotation, cellular component: mitochondrial large ribosomal subunit; ribosome. Gene Ontology annotation, biological process: translation.